AUGGUGGAUGAGGCGUCUACGUCUGGGUACAAGUCCUCUCAGCAUGACGAGGGGAUUAUGUUUAAGGGUAUUGGCGAGAUCACGAUGAGCUCUUCGCGGGAGACCCAGGAUGACAUGCUGAAAGCGGAUAAGAAGGAAGCUGACGGGGAUAUCAAGGAGAUAGCUGCGAAGCAGGAGCUGAAGGUGAGCAAGAACAUCCAGGUUUCUGCGGGCGAUCUGGUUGACGAGUUUGAGAGGCAGCGGAAGAGGGCUGCGUAUGUGGGGUGGAAGCAGAUGGGCGGCUGGGAAGAGAAGGAUGAGCUGACGCUGGAGGAUGAGCUGAUGGACGCCAACAGCGACACCCUGCUGAACAACGUGCUUCCCGAGCCACUUUACGGUGACUGGUACCACAACGUCGCCAUAUAUUUCCUGGCUGGUGUGUUGUCGUUUGCAGUGGGCCACUUCAAGUUCUCUCUGGCCCCUGUUUUCUUCAUUACUCUGUUCUCUGCGUUGUACUACAGAACUUCCGCAAAGAAAAACCGUGCCUCUAUCAGAGAAUUGGUUCAGAAGGAGUUUACCGUCCAGAAGAUCGAGGACGACUACGAAUCCCUGGAGUGGUUGAACACUUUGCUGGACAAAUACUGGCCUAUCAUUGAGCCCGCUGUUUCCCAGAUGGUUUGCGAACAGGUCAACGAUAUCCUGGCCACAAAUGACUCCAUUCCAGCAUUCAUCAAGGCUCUAUGGAUUGCCCAGUUCACUCUAGGUAUCAAACCCCCAAGAGUUGACUACGCAAAGACUUUCCCAAACACUGAUUCCGAUGUCGUGGUUAUGGACUGGGGUCUAUCAUUCACACCACAUGACUUAUCUGACCUGAACGCUAAGCAGAUGAAGAACUACGUCAACCAGAAGAUUCUAGUCAAGGCAAAACUCUUUGGUAUGACUAUACCUGUUACCGUGGCUAAUGUGGCUUUCAAAGCUAAGACCAGAAUUAGAUUCAAGCUUAUGACCCCAUUCCCUCAUGUGGAAACUAUUAAUAUCCAACUAUUGGAGAUCCCAGAUAUCGACUUUGUUGCCAAUUUCAUGGGUAACAAUUUGUUCGGAUGGGAAAUCCUAGCUAUCCCAGGUUUAAUGCCCCUUGCAAAGGCUUUAGCUAGGAAAUACGCAGGCCCUAUAUUAUUACCCCCAUUUUCUUUGCAACUAAAUGUUCCUCAAUUGGUUUCAGAGUCUCCAUUAUCUGUAGGUGUUCUGGAAAUCACAGUUAAGAACGCUACUGAUCUAAAGCGUGUCAACAAUAUGAUUGAUACAAGUGUCGAUCCAUAUAUCACAUUUCAGAUGGGCGGAAAGGAAGUUGCACGUACAAGAACUGUUAGAGAUACACUUAACCCAGUUUGGAAUGAAACAAUAUACAUGCUAUUGCCAUCUUUCACUGAUCCAAUGACCAUUACAGUUUAUGACAGACGUGAAAAAUUGAAGGACAAGAUUUUAGGUAGAAUCGAGUACAACGCAAACAGUUUGCACGAUAAGCCUACACAAAGGAAUGUAUCUCAACAAUUCUUGAGAAAUUCGAAACCUGUAGGUAAGAUGACCAUGGACCUAAGAUUCUUCCCAACAUUAUCAUCGAAGAAACUACCAGAUGGUACUGUGGAAGAUGCACCAGAUUUGAACACAGGUCUGGCUAAGAUCAUCGUCGAUGAAGGUUCAAGUAUUGUCGACAAGGAUGGCUCGGCUUCCGUUGAGGUAUACUUCAACUCCACUAUGGUAUUGAGCACAGCUAAAGGCAGUCCAAAGAGAGGUGUUAUCACUUGGGGUGAUAUGUAUGAGGCUAUUAUCACUGAUCGCCGUAAAGCCAGAUUCAGGUUUGUUGUCAAAGAUAAGAAUGGUGAAAACAUUAACUCCACUUUACAGUCUCUAUCUGACUUAAUUGAUAGAACGCAAAUCGGACAAAAAAAUAUCCCUCUGGCUCAUGGUAAUGCCAGAUUAACUGUCACUACUUACUGGAAACCAGUAAUGCUAGAUGUUGGUAACAAAUCCAUUGCUUACACUCCACCAAUUGGUGCUUUGAGAGUAUUCGUAAAUAAGGCAAGUAACUUAAAGAAUCUCGAAAAAAUCGGUAAAAUCGAUCCAUAUGCUAAAAUUUUGGUUAACGGUAUCCAGAGAGGUAGAACCGAUUUCGACGCACAAACAACAAAUCCAGUUUGGAAUACAGGUGUUUAUGUUGCAUUAACAUCACCAAACCAAAGAAUCACGUUGGAAUGUAUGGAUGUUGAAACUUCUAAUAAAGAUCGUACUCUGGGUCAGUUUGACAUCAAGUUAAAUGACUUCUUUCAGAAGAAUUCACUUGACAGAUACGACACUAAGGUCGAUUCCACUCAAAGGCAAGGUCGCUUGACUGCUAAGAAAUUUAGCAAGGGUGUGGUUACCUACUCGAUUUCAUUCUAUCCAACUUUACCUGUAUUGACAUUGGAAGAGAUUCAAGAUAUAGAAUCUGCUGAAAAAAGAAAAGCAAAACUUGAUGAGAAGCGUAAGUUGCUGACCGACGGUAAACUGUCAAAGGAGGAAAAACAAAAACUCGAGGAAGAGGAGCUUGAAAUCAAGGAAAUUGAGGAGAUGCACAACAAUAAGAGAAAAUUAUCUCUUGAUCAACUGCUUGAACAUAAGAUUGGUAUUCUUGCAAUUUCUGUUUUGAGUGGUGACGUCCCAGAUAUUGGAGUCUAUGUUCAAUCAUUUUUCGAUGGUAACGCCCAUGCACGUUUCAUUAGUCCAAAGCUGACUAGCAGAACCAUUAAUAGUGGUUGGACUGGUGAUGUCAUGAUCAAAGAAUUAGACAAUUCUGUCGUUACCUUCAAAGUCACCAGAGAUAAGUUUUCUGGUAAGACUUCUGAUAAAUUAUGUGAUGUCACUCUAUCUACUAUUGACUUAUUGAGAGAAAGUUACUAUAAGCCAUCAAUUCUAACACUUUCAGGACAACACACAGCAAAGCUAAUGUUACAAGUACAGUGGUUCCCUAUGGAUAUCGAAGACUUACCUCCUGAAGAUUUAAUGAGCAACAGUGGUGAUCUAACAAUUAUCGCAAAGAAUGCUGAAAACCUACUAUCUGCAGAUACUAAUGGUUAUUCGGAUCCAUUCUUGAAAUUUUAUUACAAUGAUGAAGACGAUGCUUGCUUCAAAACCAAAACGAUCAAAAAGACACUUAACCCAACUUGGAAUGAGAAAGGUGUUAUUGAAGUUCGUAAUCGUGUUUAUGACGUCCUUUACCUGAAGGUCAUGGACUGGGAUGCUGCAUCGGCUGAUGAUGUCAUUGGACGUGCUACUAUUCCUUUAUCUAAGAUUGAUCCACACAACACGACCACAUUAGAUGUCCCAGUGGUUGACGACGAGGGAAGAGAUGGUGGUAUUGUACACUUGGAAUUCCAGUUCUCCCCUAGAUUUGUGACUUUAACAGACAGUGAACAAAAAACAGUCGCUGAUGCACCAGUAAAAUCUAUUGGUAGCGGCCUAAAAGCAGGUACAACUGUUGUUAGCAGUGGAUUGGGAUCUGUAGGAAAAAUCGGUAAAGGUAUCGGAAGGGGAUUAGGAUUAAAGAAAUCUAAGAAGCAUAACGAAGAUGAUUGA
Nakaseomyces glabratus is the source of this 3591-nucleotide messenger RNA. It is a transcript of the gene TCB1, whose product is annotated as tricalbin. Lineage: Eukaryota; Fungi; Ascomycota; Saccharomycetes; Saccharomycetales; Saccharomycetaceae. Gene Ontology annotation, molecular function: lipid binding. The record is from RefSeq and is a predicted model, not a curated record.